UUGAACGAGUCAUAUAAAAGGAGCCGAUUCUUUGUGCGGUUCGUCUUGACUCGUCUCUCCCGGAAGUUCUUCCUCUGCUGGUGGUCCGUGUGACCAGAGUCCGGAUUAACAAUAACAGCAUUUAAUACCAUGGCUGCUCGUCUGCUCGUCAGGAGGAUCUGGACCGCCUCUGCGAAAAACUUCCGCCUUCUCCCCGCCGCCAGCGCCGCCUCGUCCUCGUCCUCGUCACACGUCUCCUCCCUGAACACCUCGACCCACACACGGUCUUUCCUGUCUCCUUCCUGCGUCCUCCCGCUGUCCUCGCACAGGUGCAUCUCCUUCAACGUGCAGGAUCAUGACGACUUCACAGAGAGGGUCAUCAACAGCGAUCUGCCCGUUCUAGUGGACUUCCACGCGCAGUGGUGUGGUCCCUGUAAGAUCCUGGGCCCCAGGCUGGAGAAGGCCAUUGCUAAGCAGAAGGGUCGAGUUGCCAUGGCCAAAGUCGACAUUGAUGAACACACAGACCUCGCUAUAGAAUACGGGGUGACUGCAGUUCCCACGGUGAUAGCCAUGCGCAAAGGUGAUGUCAUCGACCAGUUCGUCGGGGUAAAAGACGAAGACCAGCUGGAUUCGUUUGUUAACAAGCUAAUUGGACAAUGAUUUUGUCAGUCAAACCCUCAAACCCAACCCUCUUUACACUUUCGUUUACAGCUAAGCUCGCGCACACACACACACCAGGCUAAUCCAUAAUUUGCCUCGUAAUCGUCACACUGUAUCUCUUAGAUUUUUCUGAUGUUGUCCCCGUGUCGUCCUCCAGAGGGCGACCUCUGACUUUAACCCAAUUCCCUACGAGACAGCACUGAUCAUGUUCAGCACAGCAUCAUGUUUAUCUCACAAAUCAUCUGUUGAUGAAUGCAGUUCAAAACACAGGCAAUAGUUCUGAUCCCAGAUCAGUGUUCUCGCCCCGACAAGGGAAAACCAAUCAAUAAACACAAACAUGUAUGAGGGGAAAAAAGUGUGUUGUGUUCAGAUUACUGUGAAAUCGGAGAGUUUUACCAAGAAAAUGUGAUCUCUGACGAUUUGUGGUUCGCAUUUUGGUUUUAUCUCCAUAAACGUGGUGUAACGCGACCAGCUAAAAUAGGUUUUGAAAUAAAGCAGAUGUGUGAUGUUCUUCCAAA
Messenger RNA from Silurus meridionalis, 1157 nucleotides. It is a transcript of the gene txn2, whose product is annotated as thioredoxin 2. Gene Ontology annotation, cellular component: cytoplasm. The coding region runs from base 130 to 639 and encodes 169 amino acids. Gene Ontology annotation, molecular function: oxidoreductase activity, acting on a sulfur group of donors, disulfide as acceptor; protein-disulfide reductase activity. The record is from RefSeq and is a predicted model, not a curated record. Lineage: Eukaryota; Metazoa; Chordata; Actinopteri; Siluriformes; Siluridae. The transcript has 4 exons.